AUGUCCUCAAAUAUUCAAGUUCAAGAAAAUAUUGAAAAAGAUACUUCAAUUGAUUACCCAUCACCAACUUCACCAUCAGUUUCAAAAACCCAAUCAAAAGAAUCAUCAAUUGAAAAAGUACCUCAACAACAUAAUUUUACAAAAGUUGGAAUUUUUAAACCUGCUUAUUUUAGUAGAGCCAUUUUUAAACAAUUAGAAAAUUUACAAAUUUCUAAAACUCAAUUUUUUGAAGAUUUAAAAAACCAAUUAGAAUUAGAAAACCAAUGUCAAUUAGAAAAUCCUUGUAAAGAUAAUAAUGAUUUAUUUUACAAUUCACAAUUUGAAUAUUUUACCGAUUUUAUCCAUGUUUUUCAUAGGAAAGCAACCACCAAUAAAGAAGAUUUCAAAACUCGGUAUUUUACUGAAUUUAUUCAUAAUUUUAAUCAAGUUACUGAUGUGACUAAAGAAGACUUCCAACUUCAAUACUUCACUGAAUUUAUUCAUAAUUUUAAUCAAGUUACUGAUGUAACUAAAGAAGACUUCCAACUUCAAUACUUCACUGAAUUUAUUCAUAAUUUUAAUCAAGUUACUGAUGUAAUUAAAGAAGACUUCCAAAUUCAACACUUCACUGAAUUUAUUCAUAAUUUUGAUCAAGUUACUGAUGUAACUAAAGAAGACUUCCAACUUCAAUACUUCACUGAAUUUAUUCAUAAUUUUAAUCAAGUUACUGAUGUAACUAAAGAAGACUUCCAAAUUCAAUAUUUCAAUGAUUUUGUUCAUUUUUUAGAUCAAAUUGCUGAUUCAGCUACAGCUACUUCAUCAUCAGCAUCAGCAUCAGCAUCAUCAUCAUCAAAUUUAAACAAUGCUCCUCACAAAACAGAUAAAGUUAUUCAAUUCAUUCAUAAUCCAAUAAAACCUAAUCAAAAAAAAUUAGGUAAAUUAGAAAAAAUAAAAAACUUUAUAAAGUAUGGUACAACUAAAGGAAAAGAAACUCAAGAUAUUCCAAAUCAUGUAGAAGAAUACGUUUUAAAUAAAAUAAAAAUUGCAAAAAAUACAAAAAAUAAAAUUGAUAUUUCAUCAAUUGCAGAAACAUUAAAACAAGAACAAUUAACUCAAGAAGAGUUAGAUUACUGCUUAUACAAAAUAUAUUCAAGUAGUUGUAAAAAAUCAAUACAAACAACUUUUAAAAAGUUAUUUAAAAGAAAUAAAAACAAAAAGGAACCUCCAAUUAAAGGAUGUUUAAAAAUCUCAUAUAAUCCAAAUUACAGUUCAGAAAAGAAAAUCUCUGAAGAAGCAGAUUCACAAACAAUAGAAAAAUUUAUGUCUGAAUUAAUUUAUCGAGAAAAUAGAGGAUUAGAUCCAAUUUACAAAAGAAAUAUUAAAAAUACUCAAUUACAACAAGUUCAAAAUUAUUAUGGUGACAAUGUUGAAGUAUAUUUAGAACAAUAA
Messenger RNA from Lodderomyces jiufengensis, 1428 nucleotides. RefSeq lists its product as uncharacterized. The record is from RefSeq and is a predicted model, not a curated record. NCBI's taxonomy places the organism in Eukaryota, Fungi, Ascomycota, Pichiomycetes, Serinales, Debaryomycetaceae. The coding region runs from base 1 to 1428 and encodes 475 amino acids. The transcript has a single exon.